Daldinia caldariorum is the source of this 663-nucleotide messenger RNA. RefSeq lists its product as uncharacterized. The transcript has 3 exons. Bases 1 to 663 code for a protein of 220 amino acids. Lineage: Eukaryota; Fungi; Ascomycota; Sordariomycetes; Xylariales; Hypoxylaceae. The record is from RefSeq and is a predicted model, not a curated record.
AUGGCUACACAAGCGAAACCUCACUCCUUUCAGGACCGCGAAUACUUUCCUUCCUUUCGUGAUUGUCCAUUGGAAUAUUCCUGGGACGAUAGGUAUCUCCGCAAAAAUAGCGAAAAUGCCAGUGUUAAUCGUAAGCAUUGGUGUCUUCUCGGAGAGAUUAUCGAAGCCAACACAAUCAUCCGCCCGCGUAUUGUAGCAAAGGAUCACAAAGGUGAUUCGUUUGUCGUUGCAUUCUACGCUGAUGAUCAAAACGAUAUGCCUCGUCUCCUAAAGCAUUUCAAAGUAGGAAACACCAUUGUUAUCUUUUACCCGUCGAUUCACUAUUUCCUUGACGGAAGCAUUGGUGUAAGGGUUGAAGACACCGGCAAAAUUCAGAUCAUCCCGCUCAGCUUCAAAGAGGUCCUCGAGAUGAAUAAGCAAGUCAUACAAUAUAUCGUCGCAGAGGGAACUCAACGAAAAUGCCACGGCUGCGACAGCUUAAAGGAGAACCUCAACGGCUGUGGUAGAUGCACGCUCUUUCACUACUGUAACAAGGAUUGUCAAACGAAGGCAUGGAGUGAGAAAGACCAUAAGAAACUUUGUAAAGUGCUCAGUCGGGAGGACGUCAGACGAAUGCACUUCCUCAAGUACGGAACAUACGAUGGCGCUAUCUCCUUUGCCUGA